Molecule: messenger RNA, 696 nt
Organism: Aspergillus luchuensis
Lineage: Eukaryota; Fungi; Ascomycota; Eurotiomycetes; Eurotiales; Aspergillaceae
Exons: 3
Coding region: 1-696 (231 amino acids)
Source: RefSeq, a predicted model, not a curated record
AUGAUGAACAACGAGGAGCGCCUGGUUGUUGGCGUGGACAUAGGGACCACAAAAACGGUGGUGACCUAUUACUACCCCACCAAGGAAGAAGUCCUUGAGUGGCGCCCUGGGGGCAACGAGUCCUCCAUCAUCCCAACGCUGUUGGCUUAUCGCCCCGGAGGUGAACGUACUUGGGGCCAUGGUGUAGAUCAGAGCGACACACACCUAAUCAUGAUGAAGCUGAGAAUUGUCGGGUCCCCCAAUAUAGACUCGGUAGACCAGAGAGUUAUCUCUGACAAGGGCAACUUGCCCGGAGACAACAGGAACGACGUACCGACGCAAAGGUCCAUAGCCGACUUCCUCAGAUGCCUCCGCAUCGCAUUUCGUGAUGAUCGCAUAGUCUCGGAAUCCAUCGAAGUCAGGCGACUACCCCAAAUUGACUGGCAUUUUGCGAUGCCCAACACAUGGAAGGAGGAGGGAGAAAUUGUGAUGCGUGCUGCCAUCGAGGAGGCUGGCUUCCAGCACGGGAAUGACAACGCUCGCAUAUUCUACAUGUCAGAGGCGAAAGCUGCGGCAAUCGGAGCGGCGGACCAACUCCGCGAAGGGGACAUGCAGGUGGGAGACUUCGUGCUUCUCUGCGAUCUAGGGGGGAUUACUAGCAUAAGCCAAUUCUUUCUGUUCCCAACCGGAUUGAAGAUUGGGAAUCCAUUGCUCUGA